UUGUGAAUUAAAUCACUUUGAGGUUAGAAUCGAUAUUGUUGUCAAAUCAUUCAAACAAUUUGGAUUUUUGCGUCGUAGCUUUCGGUACAUAAAACCCGGCAAAAUAAUGGAAUUUGGUGAAUUAAUUGAACCUGAUACACGUGCAUUUUGGGGAAAUUACGACGAAUUUGACGAAGAAAAUAGUCAAAUUGAACCAACAGCACUGUCAUGGAAAUGGAUGGACGAAGGAGAAUCGUCGGGCGUAGAAAAGUUCAAAAAUCUAUUCAUUAUUGAAGGUCGGCAAAUUUUCGAUUUUGUGCAAACAACAAUUUUAAAGAAAACAAGCCCAUUGUGUCAAAUUGAUGGCUGCAAAACAUCCGUCUACAAACUAUCGACCGGUGAUUAUGUUUGUGUGUCUGAAGAAAAUGAUUUGGAUCAAAUUGCACAAAUGACCGAACUGUUGAUGCCAUGGCUGGAAAAGGCUGAACAAACAUACCUGUUUCCAUUCCAAUCGGCCUACACUUACAAUACACAAAAAGAGUUUGAUAAACGUUGUUUCAUUCGUACAAUUUCCAAUGCAACUGCAACUCCAACCGAAAAUGAACUUGAUGGCAUCGAAACAAUGGAAGAUUGUAACAUUGUAAAUGGCCUGUCGGCUGGUGUAUCGACAUGGCGACACGUUCACAAGCUACCCUUUACAUGUUACACGAUUUACAUGGACUGUGUACAGGUCGAUUCAUUUGUCGGUUCAUUGGUAUUGAAAUUGUUCAAUCGUUUGGGUUUGAAAUGUGAUUCAAAUUAUGUUGUGAAAACAGUUAACAAAUCAAAUUUGUAUAUGUGAAUCAAAUGAUAAUAUUCAGAAGUGUGAGCAAGAAAAUAAAAAUAAUAAUAAAUUCUAAAAUAAAACUUUACACAACAAACGGUA
This is a messenger RNA of Contarinia nasturtii (swede midge), 904 nucleotides long. RefSeq lists its product as uncharacterized. Lineage: Eukaryota; Metazoa; Arthropoda; Insecta; Diptera; Cecidomyiidae. Gene Ontology annotation, biological process: proteasome core complex assembly. Gene Ontology annotation, molecular function: proteasome binding. The record is from RefSeq and is a predicted model, not a curated record. The transcript has 3 exons. Gene Ontology annotation, cellular component: endoplasmic reticulum. The coding region runs from base 107 to 820 and encodes 237 amino acids.